This is a messenger RNA of Aplysia californica (California sea hare), 1936 nucleotides long. Its product is annotated as CWF19-like protein 1. Gene Ontology annotation, biological process: mRNA splicing, via spliceosome. The record is from RefSeq and is a predicted model, not a curated record. Gene Ontology annotation, cellular component: post-mRNA release spliceosomal complex. Gene Ontology annotation, molecular function: RNA lariat debranching enzyme activator activity. Lineage: Eukaryota; Metazoa; Mollusca; Gastropoda; Aplysiida; Aplysiidae.
CACAACUCAACUCUGCCGCCGGCUUCAACUGUGUUGACUAAAAACGAAUUACUGUUUAAAACCAAAGCUUUAGUACUUUAGUCAGUAACUUCAAAUUCCUGAGAAUUGAAUGCACAUGGUAGAACACUGAGCGGAGAUGUCAAGCAAACCUUUGAGAAUAUUAGUUUCGGGAGAUGUUGAGGGCAACUUUCAGCAGUUGUUCAAACGUGUGGACACCAUACAGAAGAAGAGUGGCAAGUUUGAUCUGUUGCUGUGUGUUGGGGAUUUUUUUGGGCCAGAUCUAUCAACCUGGGAACCGUAUAAAAGUGGCAAAGUGAAAGUGCCGAUCUCUACCUUGGUCCUGGGCCCCAAUCGGCCGGAGCUGGGCAUCUAUUACAGUGGAGACGAAGGUUCAGAGUUGUGUGAUGGAGUCACAUAUCUAGGUAGACAGGGCAAGUUCACUGGCUCCUCUGGCCUUCAGCUCUCUUACCUCAGUGGCCUGGAAGCCACUGCUGGCAGUAAGGGAGACGAAUGUACCUUCACCACAGCUGAUGCCAAAUCGCUGAUCUCCCCUGUUGCUAAUGACUCGAGUUUCAAAGGUGUGGAUAUUUUGAUCACGUCUCAGUGGCCUAAGGGUGUGGAAAAGUAUGGCUCCUCAAGUGAGAGACAGACAGAGCAACAUCCUGGCUCGGCCUGUAUUGCAGAAGUCGCCAGAGUUCUCCGGCCCCGCUACCACUUUGCUGGGCUGGAGAAAGUGUUCUAUGAGAGGCAGCCGUACAGAAACCACCAAGUUCUCUUGGACUCGGCGCGGCACAUCACGCGGUUCAUUGGCUUGGCUGACGUCGGCAACAAAAGCAAAGCAAAGCCCAACCCAUGGGUCCAUGCUGGUUUUGCCUUGGUAGUCCUGAGGUGGAGAAGCAUCUGGUGGUCAGUGUCAGUGACAUGGCAUACCUGGCCCUUGCCAAGGGUGGUCUGGUGGACGACCAUGUCCUCAUCCUGCCCGUGCACCACCACCAGUCCUCUGUGUCCUGCCCUGAGGACGUCCUACAACAGAUUGACAAAUACAAAACUUGCCUUCGCAAAAUGUUCAAGUCACAAGGGAAAAGUAUUGUCUUUUUUGAGAGAAACUUUCGCACUCAACAUUUGCAAAUUCAGGCGGUGCCAAUACCUCAAGACUCGGUCCAGGACAUCAAAGACACGUUCAUGACGUGCGCCGAGGCAGAGAAGAUAGAGCUGGCAGAGAUUCCCAAGUUUUCCGACAUCAAGCAGAUUGUUCCUGACGGUGCUCCGUACUUUUUGGCGGAACUUCCCACGGGAGAGAAAUGUCUUCACCGGAUCGGCAAACAGUUUCCCCUACAGUUUGGCAGGGAAGCGCUGUGCGAGCCGGCCGUCCUCAACAUGCCGGAGCGAGUGGACUGGAAGAACUGUAAGCUGGACAAAGAGGAGGAGAAGAGUAACGCGGCAGCUUUCAAGGCUGACUUCCGAGCUUUUGACUUCAACUUUAACUGAUGGGAAUGGUUCUGUGGGGACUGAGGUGGGAGUGCGAUUUCAGUGGGAACAGAAUGAGAGAGUGCUUACUUCUAGCGCGUUUGGAGAAUAGUUUUAUGUCAUCUGUCUGUAUGAAUGGAAUGUGAGAGUGCUUACUUCUAGCGCGUUUGGAGAAUAGUUUUAUGUCAUCUGUCUGUACGAAUGGAAUGUGAGAGUGCUUACUUCUAGCGCGUUUGGAGAAUAGUUUUAUGUCAUCUGUCUGUAUGAAUGGAAUGUGAGAGUGCUUACUUCUAGCGUGUUUGGAGAAUAGUUUUAUGUCAUCUGUCUGUAUGAAUGGAAUGUGAGAGUGCUCUUAACAUUAUUUUUGUUUCGGUUUCGGAAGUCGGGUCUGCCAACUAAUGAAAGUGCUGGAAACAUGAAUGUGACUUGAAAUUACGCAUGGAAAUGCAAAUAAACCUUGUAAAAAUUU